This is a messenger RNA of Centruroides sculpturatus (bark scorpion), 735 nucleotides long. RefSeq names its product gamma-aminobutyric acid receptor alpha-like. Gene Ontology annotation, molecular function: GABA-A receptor activity; monoatomic ion channel activity. Gene Ontology annotation, cellular component: membrane. NCBI's taxonomy places the organism in Eukaryota, Metazoa, Arthropoda, Arachnida, Scorpiones, Buthidae. The record is from RefSeq and is a predicted model, not a curated record. The transcript has 2 exons. Gene Ontology annotation, biological process: monoatomic ion transmembrane transport. Bases 20 to 643 code for a protein of 207 amino acids.
UAUAACAACGGUGUUAACUAUGACGUUUCUGGGUUUAGAAAGUCGCAACGACUUACCAAAGGUUUCCUAUUGUACAGCGUUGGAUUAUUACGUGGCAAUUAGCUUCGCAUUCAUAUUUUCAACAAUUGUAGAAUUCGCAGCAGUUCAUUAUUUUACUAAAAGUGGUAGCGGAGAACAUUAUUUUCCAGAUAAUCAAGUACAGGAUGCUUCGACAGAUUCAGAAGAGAGCGAAACAAUGGACGAAGAAGGAAGCAUCGACGAGAAAGUCCCAUUUGUAGAUAAAGCAACGACACCAGACAGAAUACCAGAGAGUCUUCAGGAUAACGAAUGUUGGAAACAAGCUACAGAAAGGCCACGUCGACAAUCGAAUGCAUGCUCUUUAGCGGGAGACGAAAGUCCUACAUCUUUACAAUUCGAAAAUCUUUCACAAAAUGGUGCGAGACAUAAACGAAGAUGUUCGUUUUUUAAUAGCCGUAAAAUACCGAAAACGAAAAGGAAGAAGAAAAAGAAAAGAAAAAUCAUUAUGCAGUUGAAUAGCGUGAGCAAAAUCGAUAGAAUAUCACGCGUGUUGUUUCCCGUGAUUUAUUUAAUCAUUAACUUUAUAUAUUGGUUCACUUAUUUGGGUGGAGAGAGAGCAACAUGACAGCAUUCUCAUCGUGAUAAAAAUAUACGUAUCCAAUAUCACAAACUUUACUGUUGUUGUCACGACGUGAGGAAUAAAAACUGGACAGGGUA